Molecule: messenger RNA, 687 nt
Organism: Yamadazyma jaroonii
Lineage: Eukaryota; Fungi; Ascomycota; Pichiomycetes; Serinales; Debaryomycetaceae
Source: the annotation of a GenBank genome assembly
AUGAAAUUCACUUUAUUUGCAUUAAUUCCUGCAAUUGCUGCUGUACCUUUUAAGAGAUAUGAAAAUGCUACUACUGCUGAUUUCGAUCCUUUUAAUUCUACCAGUACAACAACUGUGACUCAAUUUACUACCAUUCAAUUACCAUCUACUACUUUAGUUGUUCCAGCUAGUGCAACUAGUCAGUUAUCCAUCUUAUCAGAUUGGAUGGAAAAAGAAGGUAUGAGUACUGUCACUACUUAUGUUACAAGUUAUGAAACUUUAACAUCUGACAAUUCUGUUGUCACCCAGCCAGUUACCUUGAGUUCUGAAUAUGUCGUUGCUAAAACUGAUAUCAAUCCAAUGGAAACUGAAAGUUCUGGUUGUCAAGCCAUUACUGUUACUAAAACUGAAACCGAAACCGAAACCGAAACUAUCACCGAAACUUUUGGAGGAAUUACUUCAUCCGCUGAAGAAGAGACUACUUAUUCAACCCUUUAUUUAACUUCAACAUUGACUACUUCUUAUCCCGUCACUGCAGAAUUAACUUAUUCUGAUUUGACUACUACUUUGACAACUUUUGUUGAAAUCACAACCACAUCAACUUACCAAAGUACCAGUGCUUUACCAACAGGUUAUUCAAACACCACAUCAGUUCUUCCUUCAAUGACUUUGAAUCCAACUGUUGGGUAUAACUCUACCAGUUUCUAA